Aspergillus novofumigatus IBT 16806 is the source of this 2380-nucleotide messenger RNA. It is a transcript of the gene rad7, whose product is annotated as DNA repair protein Rad7, protein. Gene Ontology annotation, biological process: SCF-dependent proteasomal ubiquitin-dependent protein catabolic process. NCBI's taxonomy places the organism in Eukaryota, Fungi, Ascomycota, Eurotiomycetes, Eurotiales, Aspergillaceae. Bases 332 to 2134 code for a protein of 600 amino acids. Gene Ontology annotation, cellular component: SCF ubiquitin ligase complex. The record is from RefSeq and is a predicted model, not a curated record. The transcript is spliced from 6 exons.
GGAAUUUUGGGAAGAGUUGGAAAAUUCUUUCACAGCUCGACAGGAACACGGCCUGUCAUUCACAGACCUGUCACUACCCCCUCGUAUACGACUCUUGGCGAGUCCAAGUAAACUUCUUUCAUCAAAGUUCUUCUGUAUCUCCUACUCCUCACCAGGCCCAGACAAUUCAGUCUUCAUCCAGGAAACGCGCUGAUAAGGACAACCCCGAAGUUCGCGUAAAGUGGAACACGAAAUUACCACGAGUCCUGUGACCUGAAGCUUAUCAGACCUGCAUCAAUCAUCUUAGCACCACUUUGAAUAACGUUGUCAAUAAAGAGGUUCUGCAUGCAAUAUGGCGGAUAGAAGGUCAACAAGAAAUCAGAUAAGGGGCCCCCAUUCUGCGCUCACAGAUUUCUUAGCUUCCAACAACAUCUCCGCCGCUCAGAUUCAUCAAGACUACCAAAGACGAGUGAGACAAGCCGAGCGAGAGGCGGCUGCGAAUGAACCGGCAGAUGAACUCGAGGAGGAAGAUGAAUAUGAAGACAAUGAAGACAAUGACGGCGAAACGGCCGAGCAGAGAAAGAAACGCAAGCGAAAGGAGGCAGCGACGCUCGCAAAGAUCAAGCAGAGCAAGGAGUUCGCUCGCCGCAAAGCCCGCCGCACUGGGGAACCCGAUGAUGACGACGAUGUCAUAGCUAGAGAGAUGAUGUAUCAAAAAUCCCGACCAAUGCCAGGCCAACUUGAGAAUUGUGAACUGUGCAAUAAGCGUUUCACGGUCACUCCAUACAGCAAAACCGGCCCCAGUGGUGGUCUCCUCUGCGCCAAAUGUUCCAAAGAGGUAGCAGACGAUGAAAGAAAGUCAAAAGCUAAGAAGCGAGGGCCGAGAAGUGGUCGGCGGCAGAAUCAAAGCAACUUGCUCGACGGAAUUGUUCAGCAAGGUGCUCUCAGUUUGGUCGAGAUGUGUGCAAAGAAAGUUGCUGAUAACCACAACGACAUCGAAGAAUUUGGGGACUUACCGUCACGGUUGCUUCGGCGCCUUAGCCAGAUAUUUUCCAAGAGGCGGAUUCUUACGUCAAGGACUUUGGACUUGUUCCUACGACCUGAAUUGAAUUUCAUUGACAUCUACGAUGCGGCUAAACUCGAAACGGACGACUUUCACAAAAUAUUCGCUAUUAUGCCGGCCUUGAAUCGUGUCAAUCUCCGAUUUGCGGGCCAAAUCAAAGACAGAGUCGUUGAAUACAUGAUUGACCGGGAUCUCCAAGUCAGGCAACUGCAGUUAGAUGCCGCUAACCUUGUCUCUGAUCCUUAUUGGCGGCGGCUCUUCCAGAAAUUGGGAUCACAGCUCGAAAGCCUGAAACUGUCGAAUCUCGACUUUUCCUUUGAUGACGAAACCGUGGAGACACUGUGUAGAAACUGCACAGCCCUCAAAAGACUGAAGCUCAAGCAGUGCUGGAAAAUAGGUAGCAAUUCUCUACGGGCAAUUUCAACUUUACCAACGCUUGAGCACUUGUCUCUCGAUACUGUCCAAGAGUUCGAGAUUGAGCCCUUUUUACUGAUGGUGAAUACGCUUGGCCCGAGUCUACGCACACUAUCCCUGGAGGGCUUCCGCAACGCUGAUGAUCGGCUUUUGGAUCUUAUUCAUGACAAAUGUCGGUUGCUCUCAAAACUUCGCUUUUCAGACAAUACUCUGUGCAGCGACAGAGGCUUUGUCGACCUGUUCACGAAUUGGGCCAAUCCUCCCUUAAGAUUCGUGGAUUUGUCUUCCACGCGAGACGUGGAUAAUGCUAACCCUGAUGGUCCUGUCGAGGCAAUUGGACUUGCAUCUCAAGGGUUCAUUGCGCUCAUGAACCACUCAGGCUCGACCCUUCAGAUACUGAACAUCUCAUCGUGCCGACAUAUAUCGCGUGCUGCUUUCGAGGAGGUGUUUUCAGAAGAAAAGACAUACCCGUUCCUGCAGGAACUGGACGUAUCCUUUCAUACGGUCAUGGAUGAUUUCCUCAUUGGUAAAAUAUUCCAAUCCUGUCCAGCGAUCAAGAAAGUUGUGGCUUUUGCAUGCUUCAAUGUGCGCGAUGUCCAGGUUCCAGUUGGCGUUGCAUUGGUUGGAGGCUUGAAGGCCCAGCACUCCAUUGUCAUCGACGGCCCAGCGUCUGGUUAAUCAGAUCAUCUAGGCAAAAGACUUUCCAAGAUACUUUAGGACAAGGCAUGAAGCUAAGGGGAUGACAUAUCUGCGUUCCAUGUGGCGUAAUGGGUGAGCCUAACCAGACUUUCGCCUCUGGUCCUUUCUUCAAGCGUUACAGUGUUACAUUAUGUUAUAGCUUGCUGCAUGAAGUGCUUAACUUAACAACCUUGCAAGGAAGCUCUGUUUAGCCCCAACACAAGCCAGCAAUAUCAUAGUAGGAUG